UCUACUUAAAACUACCCCUCUCUCUGCUCAGCCGCGACCCGCGAGGGCUCUCCACGUUCCGCCUGCAAACGCAGCCUCACCGCCGCCAUCGAGGCCAGCCCGGCCACUGCGCCGCCGGCCAAGACCAGAUCACCGCCGUGCGGCCAUUGUCCGCCCACUGCCGGCCUGAUCUCUCCUCUCUCAUUCGAGAAGUCCUAACCGCCUGCAAGCCUAUCGCCGCCGUUGCGCCGUGAUACCGUAGCCUCCUCCACACGCCGGUGAUCACGGUCUCUCUCUCGCUCGCUCACGUUCAGAGGCGUCUCCACAGCCAGUGGGCACCUCCGCCGUCUCGCCUUGCUCCUCCCACAGAUCCGCAUUCACGUCGCCGACGUGCAGCUGUUGCCGUCAGAAAGGCCUCACUGCGAACACCGUUGAAGCCACCAGAUCACCAUUCGCGUCUAGACAUCUUCACCGCUGCCUCCAUCGAAGCCUCAGAAUCGCGUUCGGAUACACCUCCGAGUCUCCUCCAGGCUUAAACUUCAGGAAGAAGCUUUUUCGGGAGGUAGCCCACUUGGAAUAUUUUGUUGUUUGUGGAAGAAAACCUAAUCAGGAGAAGGGGGCUUUUUUAGCUUGCAUUGUAGAUCCAAUGAAACAUAUUGUGAAGAUUAUGACAUUGCUAGUGGCUCUCUCUGCCUUUUGGAUUGGCCUCUUGCAGACAUCAGUAAUCCCCCACAGCUACGCUUUGUUGCUGCCUUUAUAUUCUAUUGUGUCACUGGGAUGCUAUGGUCUUUUAAUGGUUGGUGUUGGUUUGAUGCAAUUUCCAACUUGCCCUCGAGAAGCACCACUGUUGCAACAGGAUGUUGCUGAGGCCAAGGAGUUCCUGAAGCAAAAAGGGGUUGAUGUGGGUUCUGAUUGACUGAUUGGUUUGUAGGAUCCUUCUGCUUCUGAUAUGGUCUGGAACCGAACUGAAUUUUACUUCUAGAACUGAGCAUUGUAAGCUCCACACUUGGGAGCUGUCAUUUCUUCUUGAAGGAUUAUCGUAUUUGGUAAUUGUAAGGGUUGGACUCGAAUUCUGUUGCAAAGUCUCGAGUUUCAAACCUCCAAAAGAGAAAGAUGGUGGUGUUAAGGAUGUGCCAUUCUUAUUGUGUAAUUUGGUUGGCCUUGGCAAAUCCCUAUAUAAUUUUUUUUUUUAAUUUUAGGAAAAAAAAAAAAGCGCUCUCAGAAUCAGUGUCAUUCACAUACUGUCCAGGAUCCAGUGUGCAACUUUAAUUUUGAUUUUCUCUUGAAAUGGUAACACUACAACGUUGGUGGGACUCA
Malania oleifera is the source of this 1296-nucleotide messenger RNA. Its product is annotated as dolichol-phosphate mannose synthase subunit 3-like. The transcript has 5 exons. Gene Ontology annotation, cellular component: endoplasmic reticulum membrane; dolichol-phosphate-mannose synthase complex. The record is from RefSeq and is a predicted model, not a curated record. The coding region runs from base 626 to 895 and encodes 89 amino acids. Lineage: Eukaryota; Viridiplantae; Streptophyta; Magnoliopsida; Santalales; Ximeniaceae. Gene Ontology annotation, biological process: GPI anchor biosynthetic process.